UAUCAACAACCAACCAGAAUCAAGUUGGUCAUGUCGACGUCAGGAGAAUUAAAUAAUCUGUAGAUAUUAAGUAAUAAGUACAAUGUCUUCGCUUGAUGAUUCGUUACGUAUUGUAAUAGACGCAGGCUCUCACUCCACCAAGUCUGGGUUCGCUUACGAGAGUGCCCCCAGGUCUCUGAUAUGCACUGCUGUAGGGCGAUGUCGUCAUGCUGGUAUACACGACGGUAUGCCUCAAAUCUGUUGCGGGAAUGAGGCUUUGAAGCAACGAGGUUUAUUGGACCUAGUUAUGCCGGUACGAGACGGCCUGAUCUGCGACUGGGACCAGAUGGAAAAGCUGUGGCAUCACAUUUACUACAAAGAGUUGAAGGUCCCGCCCGAAGAGUCGAGUCUCAUGCACACAAUGCACGCUUUGAUGCCGAAAAAGGACAAGGAGGACAUGGCUGAAAUGAUGUUCGAAACAUUCACAGUUAAAGCAUUGUAUAUGGUGAGGACUCCUGUGGCUGUGUUAUACGCGAGUGGCAGAACUACAGGAGUGGUUUGGGAGAACGGCAGCGCCUGCUCCUGUGUUACUCCGAUAUUUGAGGGAUUCCAUCUGGGCCAUGCAGCCUCCUGCUCGCCGGUGACGGGAGAUUAUUUGACCGACCUUCUCGGACGUAUGAUGGAAAAGAUAGGAUACUCUUUUAAAACGCCGACAUAUAGAACCAUUCUAGAAAGUAUCAAGGCCAAAAUGUGCUACGUAGCUCAGGACUACACUUCGGAACUGGAGUUGAAUGCGUCGACUGCAGGCACAAGAGGGGAGUACGAGUUACCUGACGGUGAGAAAGUGUUGCUCGGAGACGAACGCUUCCAAUGCCCUGAAUGUAUUUUCCGACCUUCCUUGGAAGGCAUCAACUGCCCUGGACUGGUGGAGCUUAUAUGCUCCAGCAUUUCCAGGUGCGACGUGGACUGCAGACCGAUGCUUUACGAUAACAUAGUGCCAUCUGGAGGUUCCAGCAUGUUUCAAGGCCUGGUUUCCCGUCUGAGCAACGAUAUGAAGAAGCGUCUGCCAGGAGUGAAGGUGCAAGUUGACGAUCUACCGUCCAGGCAGUUCGCUCAAUGGGGAGGAGCCUCGGUAUUGGCUUCCAUGGACGAUAUGAAUGGAUUCUGGAUGACAAGAAAAGAUUACCAAGACUUGGGACCGGAUGCUGUCAAUUAUAAGUUUUUUUAGAUUAGAGAACAUUUCGGUUUAAUUUUAAAAGUAGUUUAAGGGCUUGUUUUAAUAAAUACUUAAAUUUAAC
Molecule: messenger RNA, 1277 nt
Organism: Chilo suppressalis (striped riceborer)
Lineage: Eukaryota; Metazoa; Arthropoda; Insecta; Lepidoptera; Crambidae
Source: the annotation of a GenBank genome assembly